Molecule: messenger RNA, 6463 nt
Organism: Strigops habroptila (Kakapo)
Lineage: Eukaryota; Metazoa; Chordata; Aves; Psittaciformes; Psittacidae
Gene: EXT1
Product: exostosin glycosyltransferase 1
Exons: 11
Coding region: 387-2612 (741 amino acids)
Cellular component (GO): membrane
Molecular function (GO): glycosyltransferase activity
Source: RefSeq, a predicted model, not a curated record
GGGCUGGCGGCGCGGGGAGGGGAGGGGCGGGCGGGAGCGUGGCGGAGGAGAGGGCAGGCAGCGGCGGGAAGGCGGGAGCGGGGCUGCCCCGGUGCCCGCCCCGCGCGGGGGGCCGGCCCCUGAGUGCAUGCGGGGCGCCCCGCCGGGCCGCCGCCGGCCCGCCGCCGCCCGCCGCCCCUGAGAGACCGGCGGGGAGAAAGUUGCGGCGGUCGCCCACAUGCGCGGCCCCGGCCGGCGGCUUGGGGAACGGCGCCGAGCGGAGGUGGGCGAAGAGAGUUUGAAGCGCUCGCCGGCGGGAAGAUGGCGGAGCGGAGCUGAGAGCGGCGCCCGGCGAGCUCGGGGCGCCCCCGCCUUCCUCCGCAGCCCCCCGGACCCCCGCCGGACACAUGCAGGCCAAAAAACGCUACCUGACGCUGCUCUCUGCCGGCACCUGUCUCGUCCUGCUGCUCUACCUGGGAGGCGUGUGGCUGCGGGCGGCACGGCGAACGCCGCCCGGUAGCCGGCAUGGCCCGCGCCCCGGCGCCGAGCGGCCCUGGCCCCGCUUCCCCGACGCCCUGCGGCCCUUCGCACCGGCCGAGCGGCCGGGCCCCGAGGGCGGCGGCGGGCGCGUCUCCCCUCGGCAGCGGCGGGACGCCAGCGCCGGCCUCUACCGCGGGCGCCGCUGCCGCAUGGAGUCCUGCUUCGACUUCUCCCAGUGCCGGAAAAACGGCUUCAAGGUCUACGUGUACCCGCAGCAGAAGGGGGAGAAGAUCGCCGAGAGCUACCAGAACGUCCUGGCCGCCAUCGAGGGCUCCCGCUUCUACACCUCCGACCCCGGGCAGGCCUGCCUCUUCGUCCUCAGCCUGGACACGCUGGACCGGGACCAGCUCUCCCCCCAGUACGUCCACAACCUGCGCUCCAAGGUGCAGAGCCUCCACCUGUGGAACAACGGCAGAAACCACCUGAUUUUUAAUUUAUACUCCGGCACCUGGCCCGACUACACCGAGGAUGUAGGGUUCGACAUCGGCCAGGCCAUGCUGGCCAAAGCCAGCAUCAGUACUGAAAACUUCAGACCCAACUUUGACGUUUCUAUCCCGCUCUUUUCUAAGGAUCAUCCUAGGACAGGAGGGGAGAAGGGAUUUUUGAGGUUUAACACCAUCCCUCCUCUCAGGAAGUACAUGUUGGUAUUCAAGGGGAAAAGGUACCUGACGGGGAUAGGGUCAGACACCAGGAAUGCCUUAUAUCACGUCCAUAACGGUGAGGAUGUUGUCCUCUUGACCACCUGCAAGCAUGGCAAAGACUGGCAAAAGCACAAGGAUUCGCGCUGUGAUCGAGACAACGCCGAGUAUGAAAAGUAUGAUUACCGUGAAAUGCUGCACAAUGCCACUUUCUGUCUGGUUCCCCGUGGCCGCAGGCUUGGCUCUUUCAGGUUUCUGGAAGCCUUGCAGGCUGCCUGUGUCCCGGUUAUGCUCAGCAACGGAUGGGAGUUGCCGUUCUCGGAAGUGAUUGAUUGGAACCAAGCUGCCGUCAUAGGCGAUGAGAGAUUGUUAUUACAGAUUCCUUCUACAAUCAGGUCUAUCCAUCAGGAUAAAAUCCUAGCACUUAGACAGCAGACACAGUUCUUGUGGGAGGCUUAUUUUUCUUCAGUUGAGAAGAUUGUAUUGACUACACUAGAGAUUAUUCAGGACAGAAUAUUUAAGCACAUAUCACGUAACAGCUUAAUAUGGAACAAGCAUCCUGGAGGGUUAUUUGUACUGCCACAGUAUUCCUCAUAUCUGGGAGAUUUUCCUUACUACUAUGCUAAUCUCGGUCUGAAGCCUCUUUCCACAUUCACUGCCGUUAUCCACGCAGUUACUCCCCUGGUUUCCCAAUCUCAGCCUGUGCUGAAACUCCUGGUUGCUGUAGCCAAGUCCCAGUACUGUGCACAGAUUAUUGUUUUAUGGAAUUGUGAUAAACCCCUCCCAGCCAAACACCGCUGGCCUGCCACUUCUGUGCCUGUCAUAGUCAUUGAAGGAGAGAGCAAGGUUAUGAGCAGUCGCUUCCUACCCUACGACAACAUAGUGACAGAUGCAGUGCUAAGCCUGGAUGAGGACACCGUGCUUUCAACCACUGAGGUGGAUUUUGCCUUUACAGUUUGGCAGAGUUUUCCAGAGAGGAUUGUAGGGUACCCUGCUCGCAGUCACUUCUGGGACAACACUAAGGAGAGGUGGGGGUAUACCUCCAAAUGGACUAAUGACUAUUCCAUGGUAUUGACAGGAGCUGCUAUUUACCACAAAUAUUAUCACUACCUGUACACUCAUUACCUGCCUGCCAGCCUAAAGAAUAUGGUGGACCAACUGGCCAAUUGUGAGGACAUUCUAAUGAAUUUUUUGGUGUCAGCUGUGACAAAAUUGCCUCCAAUCAAAGUAACACAGAAAAAACAGUAUAAGGAGACCAUGAUGGGACAGACAUCCCGGGCCUCGCGCUGGGCCGACCCCGACCACUUUGCCCAGCGGCAGAGCUGCAUGAACACUUUUGCCAGCUGGUUUGGCUAUAUGCCGCUGAUCCACUCGCAGAUGAGGCUCGACCCUGUCCUCUUUAAAGACCAGGUCUCCAUCCUGAGGAAGAAGUACCGAGACAUCGAACGACUCUGAGGAGCGCUGCUGAGGGGUCCGAGCCGCCCCGCGCGCCCACCAGCGCAUGGAGCCAGACUGUGCCAGCGACAGCCAGCGCCCGGCCCCGGCGAGCGGCAUGCCAGAAUGCCGGAAUGCUGGAAUCCCGGGAUGCCGGGGUGCGCUGCUCCGGACUGUGCCCAGCCACCCGGCAGGCUUCUGCCGCUCGAGACUAGGUCGUGUACAGUUUCAUUAUGGAACAUUAAAUAAUUAUUUUUGAAAUGAUUGCUAUGCAGGUUUAAACUUUUUUAAUGAUCAAAAAAAAAAAAACCCUAUUAAAAACAGAGUUCUUUCUUUAAUCAACAUUGUGUUGGGUGUGAGUAUUUCAAAGCUGCCGUUUCUUUCUUUCAUGCAUUUGAUUGUCAAUGCAAUUUUCGUUCAUUUUCCCCUGCACAGUUAAACGCUUGAAUCUCAUGGGGAGAAAAUGCAGCGGGUUCAGGAACAAGCUGAGCACAAGCAGGACAGAACCAAGAAUUAUUGUUCUCAUUUACUGCUGACUUUUUAAUUUCCUUUCCUGUUUUCCCCAAGCCAGUAGCAGAACUCCUUUGGAGAACCCCCAGCAAGACAGAUGAGAGCAUAGAACUUUCUGGCUGGGGACCUGGGGACCUCGUUUUUAAAGGCAGUCAGCCUUGCCAUGUAGGGAGAGAAGAACACUACUUCCGAGGAGCAAGCUGCAGGAGCAAGCAGGUGACGUGGAACACAGGGAGGCUUCAGUCACAGCAGGUUGUGUAUCCUGGUAGCAGAGGCACAUGCCCAGCCCUGCCAGGGGCAGUCAGCAGGGCCAGCGUGGUGGCGGCACCCCUUGUGUGAGUCCCUGCUGCCCGGGGCAGGGGUGCUGCCUGGCCACAGCAGCUCAAUCUCUAGAAAUAGCUUUGUUCUGAGGGCAAAAGGGAUUUUGGCAAAAAAAGGAAAGCAUGUUAGUGCUUGCAGCGCAGGAAUUUGGCCUGUAACAAAUUGGUUUAUUUGAAAUCAAAACAUGGGCUUCUCUUUUUUCUCUUUUUUGUUGGAAGUGCAGAUAAAUGGAGAAAUUCCCUCCUGGAGGUCUGACGUGAAGUAAAGCGUAUGGUCGGAUACUGGGUGCUGGUGGCAGCGGGUGCUCCCAGGCAUACUUGGGGUAGGGUAACUCGGGAUAAAAACCUGCCCUGAAAUACUGGCAUUGCUUACACUCCUAAAUGAGUUUAGCAUUUCAAAUGGAAACAUUUUUAAAGUGAAAUAUUCCAGUUGUUUAUUUCUCUCUGGUGCUUUGCUUAUUUGUGUGCUGCUUUACAUUGAAGAAUGAAAACAAAAGCAGUGAUUUGGGUCAGGAAGAUGCCGUUCCAAUUUGUUAAGAAAAUAAGCACUUUAAAAACGUUUUGAACUCUCACAUUUUGAUGAGGGGCAUUUGGGGCGCUCUGUAACAAUUGCCACCCUCAAAAGCUCUGUUAAAGUCACAGUGAGAGCUUUGUGCUGAUGCCCAGAAGACCAGCAAGCCUUUCUAUACCUCAUUCCUUUGUAAACAAGUAGUCUGGAAGCAGGGGAGAAGAUUAGCCAGAGUGCUAGGAUGGGUAGACCAGAAUUGUCACUAGUUUUAUUCAGGUUUAGGCAUGGAUUUAUUAUGCAGCUUUAAGGAACUCCCAUAACCAAGGCCUGCCUCAGUUUCCUCAUUUGUAAAAGUAAUAGUUAUUGAUUGUAGAGGGAAUACUGUGAAGCCUAAAUAAUUUCUCUUGCUGGUAAGAUCGGAAGCCCUAAACAGAAAGUUGCUUUAAAAGUGCAAAGUACAUAUUGCUAAAUGUCUGUGUGCAACCUGACAUGUAAAGACUUGCAAAGAAUGCUUUGGUUUGUGUAUGUAUUGCAAUAUUUGAACAGAGCACAGCAAGUUAGGGCAGAAACAUCAGGUUCCUGGUAUUUUGUGUUGGAAUCAUAGAAUGAUUUGGGUUGGAAGGGACCUUCAAGAUCAUCCAGUUCCAACCCCCCGCCACGGGCAGGGACACCUUCCACUAGACCAGGUUGCUCAAACUGGCUUUGGACACUUCCAGGGAUGGGGUAUCCACAGGUUCUCUGGGCAACCUGUGCCAGUGUCUCACCACUCUCACAGUAAAGAAUUUCUUCCUAAUGUCUAAUCUAAAUCUACCCUCUUCAGUUCAAAGCCGUUAGCCCUUGUCCUAUUAAUACAUGCCUCUGUAAAUCUGAACUAAAUCUUUAAAGGAAUCUGCCAAAACACGUGGGAGACUGGAGCUAGUGACUUACUCUGAUGAAGGGAGGAAGUGCCACUUUUCCCACCACUGCCAUUGCUCUUGCAGCCCCUGGCCAAGUAGUCUCACUUGACACCUUCUCCACCCUGGUGCUCACCAGAUGCUUCUGUGAGCCCGUUCAAUCUAAAAUCAUGGAAAACUGUGUGGUGACUUACUGGAUUUUUUAAAUGCCAUUUUAGAGAGUUAAAUCAGUGUGUGGAGAGAUGUGUAAAGAGUAGGGAGGCAGGGCCAGGGAGGGAAGGGGAACAGGAUAUGCUUCUGUCUUUGUAAACUGCUAAUCCAGCUCCCCACAUCCCAUAAAAACCUGAACCUUACUUCCCUGUGCUCUCAGGUCUCUGCUUGCUACUCUGCAGGGGAUGGUGAAGUCCAGUGGUUUGAUUUUCCAGACUGAAUGGCUCAGCGACAGUUUUUCCUCUUGGAGAUCAGGCAGUUCUUUGAGGGACUGCAAUAAUAGACCUUCUCAGCCUCGGGUUUAGAGAAUGUGUCCAGCACUGGAUGAGCUUGGCAGGGCUCACACUUUGCUUGUGUCCCCCUUUGCAGGAGCAUCUGCAGCUCUGGGAAGCAGUUAAUGGUUAGUAGCCAGCAAGAGGGGCCAGGGAGAGGGAGUGAGACAGAGGGGACCCUGCAAAAACAAGAAUUACAGUUGUGUUUGGGUUUUAGUUAAUGCCAUUUUGGUGCACGUGGGUUGGGUUUUCAGUAAAGAAGGGAGUAGCUAACCAGUUUCGGAGUGCAGCAAGGUUUUCAGCUGUUUGACAUUCUGUUACCGUCGCUUUUUGGGGUGGCUGAAGGAGACUGUGCUAAAGCUCGCUCUCAAUGUGACUCGAGGCCCUUUCUGUUUACAGAUCGCUAAUUAAACAAGCAACAAUGACAGGCUUAGCUCCAGAAGGGAUGCGGAUAGGUAGGAGCGUUUCUCUUUGCAGCACGUUACCCAGGCAGAGCCGUCUCUCUAGGGAAGAAUGUGCCUCACAGCCAGUCUCGAGAACGGCUGUUGGUCUCCGUGUCCAUGGCAGGGGGAUCCAGGGAAGAGCUGGGCAUGGAUCCGGCUUAGAGACUGGCUGUGUAAUGCUCAAUGCAGACGUUAUCAGCCAGCACUGCGAAGGACAGUAGGCAUGCUUCCACACCUCCCGUCUGUAUCCGUGUUGGAUAGAGCUGUGGUGUUUCCUUAGUGAGUGAAAUCACCCCUUUGUCAUGUCCUACAUGUGAGUUAAUGGUUCUUCGUUCUUUUUUCUUCUUCCCCCCUUAAUUCAGAUGGUGCUGAAACAAGGUUCGCUCCUUGUUGCUCCUUUUGUAGUUCUUUUUAAUUAUUAUUAUUUUUCAUUAACAGCAGGCUAUGUUAGCCUUUACUUUACAGGUACUUGAAUGCCUGAUGACUUGACUGAGUGUUACGCAUGUGGCCUUUUGUAAAGGUUACUGACCUUAAUUUAAUCAGGGGUGAGAUGGAUGGAUGAAUGUGAAUAGAUCCAUGCCAUUAUAACAGAAUAAAAGCAGGGAUUAGAGUUUGGGAGAACUGAUGAAUUUUUAAUUGAAUUUAUUAAAGAAAAAAAAAAAAAGAAAAAGAGAGACAAAAACCUUUCUCAGUUAUAAUUUGAAUGAGAUCUAUUG